Molecule: messenger RNA, 2600 nt
Organism: Hyalella azteca
Lineage: Eukaryota; Metazoa; Arthropoda; Malacostraca; Amphipoda; Hyalellidae
Product: zinc finger protein 431
Exons: 4
Coding region: 170-2308 (712 amino acids)
Biological process (GO): regulation of transcription by RNA polymerase II
Cellular component (GO): nucleus
Molecular function (GO): DNA-binding transcription factor activity, RNA polymerase II-specific; RNA polymerase II transcription regulatory region sequence-specific DNA binding
Source: RefSeq, a predicted model, not a curated record
UCUUAUGUUUGGGAGUGAGACAGGCAUCUAGGCCCUCCGCCCUAGUCCCACUUGGCACUUGGACUGUUGGACAGUUAGUUGGAGGACCAUUUGGACUGUUCGAGGGCGUUGUUUGGACCCAAAUUCCAGUAAACACGAUUGCCGUUGGUCGCUGGAUCAACUACACAAGAUGACUGAAAACACCAAUUCAGCUCCUGAGUAUGUUGAACUGCUGGUGUCGGGCUCCAUGUACAAUGUCAUCAUUGAUGAUAAUGUUGAGACACAGCCUCUGGAGCUCUUCUCAGAAGACAUGCAGGGAGUCAUCACUGAUGCUGAUGAUACUGCUGGUACAAACACUGCUGUCAAGCAAAGCAUCAGAGUGUACCAGGCAUUUAAAGGUGUUCCAACUUCUCAACCUGGUGCAAUUUUCAAGAAUGAAGAUAUCAGUUCAGAUCAUGGACCAUUAUCAAGCCUGAGUGAAGAAUCAGCUCAAGCUGUGAAGUCAAUCCUUGGGUCUCCUCUUAGUGAGCUGCAGCAACAGCAUCAUUCAGAACAGGACAGUCAACAGCCCUUAAGAUAUUAUGGCUGUUCAGCUCAAGAAAGAGUGGUGAGCACUUCGAACAAGGCUCACAAAUGCAAUCACUGUGAUUACUGGGCCAGCACAGCCUACAACCUGAAGGUGCAUAUCAACAACCGACACACCAAUGAGGUCAAGUUCCAGUGUGAUCAGUGUCCUUUCUACACCUACACCAAGGCGAGCUUAAACUAUCACUUGAAAAGUCAUAACCUUAGCGAAUAUCAGUCAUGCGCCGAGUGCUCCUAUAGCACACAUUCAAAAAGUAGUUUACAGAAUCAUAUGAAAACUCAUCAAAAAGACCGCCCUUUUAAAUGUCCCCACUGUCCCUAUGCAGCUGCGCGUAAAAUGACUUUGAAAGAACACAUGGAAGUGCUCCACAAUGCGCGUAGGGAAAUUUAUGAAUGCGAGCAGUGUUCUUUCAAGACCAACUGGGUACGUGCUCUUAAGAAACAUCUAAAGUCUCAUAAUGGUGAAGGCCACAAUUGCUCUCAAUGUAUGUUCGUUGCAGUUAACAGAGAGCAGCUCACUGAUCACGAAAUUAGGGUACACCAUAUGGAGCGGAAAGAAUAUUCAUGUCCUGACUGCCCUUACGUCACCGACCAGCAAUACCAGUUAGAUGAUCAUGUUCAUAAGCGACAUGGAGCCCAGAAGGUGCUCCUAUAUUCAUGUCCAGAUUGUGACUACAAGACAAAAUGGAAGCGGCUCAUCAAGGGACAUCGUCGCGUUCAUACUGGCGAUCUAUUUAGAUGCAGCAAGUGUGAUUUCGCUACGAUCACUCGCACCAGACUCAACGAACACGAAAUGACGCAUUUGGACAUGUCCGAGCGUAGUUUCGCUUGCCCUCACUGCUCGUAUCGGGCUACGAGACAGACUCGUCUGAACGAGCACGUUUCAAAUCGUCACUACCCAGAGAAAAAGGCCCUACACAAGUGCGACAAAUGUGAGUUCUCUACGCUGUGGAAAAGUUAUCUCAAAGUUCACCAGAAAAUGCACACAGGUGAUGUUUUUCAGUGCUCAAGAUGCUCGUAUUCGUCACCUGUAAAGGCUCAAGUCAUAAGGCAUGAAAGAAGCUUGCACAGAAUUGGAGUGAACAAAGUCACUACUGCCAAUAACGUCUACAAGUGUCCACACUGUCCAUAUACAGCAGCCAGAAAAUGUAGAAUCAACGACCACUUGGAAUCUAGACACAAUCGAGCAAAUAGUGAGGUAUUUUCUUGCCCGGCCUGCACGUUCAAAACUAUAUGGCGGAAAUCGCUCAAAGUUCACAUGUCGGUACACGAAGAGGCUGGAGAGUACUUCCUUUGCGAUCUCUGCUCAUUCAAGUCCCUUGGAGAAGCCGAGUUUAAAAUGCAUGUCAAAACCCAUCUACCUGAAGAAGAAUUUACGUGUACUUUAUGCACUUUUUCAUCUCCCGAUGCUGAGCUCUUUAACCAACAUUUGUUGAUAGACCAUUCCAAGCCUACAUCUCCUACUGGCGCAAACCCUCCCAUUGAUAUCAAUUAUAUUGAGAGUCACAGCACCGAUGACUCCAGUGAGAGCAGUGACCAUGUUAAUCAAAUCUCGUUUCAAAUGUUUCACUGUAAAAAGUGUGAUUUUUCUUCAGCUUCUAAAAGGGCGUUACAAGCUCAUCUCCUUACACACCUUCAAGAAACUGAGCGAGCCUGUGGUAAAUCUUCCUCUAGAACUUUACUCUACCGAACAGUUGCAGAUGGGGCUAUUUUACCGAAAAGUAAGGGAGACAUAUUGUAUUAGAAUUACGCAAAAAUAAUAGUAUAUAAUUGUAAUUAAUAACCACCAAAUGAAAUUGCUUUUAUGACCUCCCUGUACUAACAAUCUUAACGACUAGUUGCCCACCAACGGUCGCAUGAAUAUUCUCUGAAUGCUACGCGUUGCUCGAGUACAAAAAUAUUCUUGUUAAAUAUUAUAUUAUUAUUAUUAAUAACCUAAGGAUAUUACUGCUGAGUGCGAAAUGCCUAUUAGUAUUAUUGUACCAGUUGGGUUCUUCCAACAAAUUGGCGAAGAAAAAUGCUAGUUUUGACUCCAU